CUGUUUUUUGUCAGACAGUUUUCACUGUAUCCAACAAUAAAAAUCAUUUUGUUUUGAAUGUAAACAAAACACUUUUGGCCCGUACCCGAACGAAUUAAUAUGUUACUUGAGCCGAUCGACAUUAAACAUAUACUGCUGAAUAUCGACAAACCGUGCAUCAUCAAAAAUUUGGACUUGGAUUGGGAAUGUUUAAAAUCAAUGAAUUUAACGCAAUGGUGUUCCUAUUUGGACCAAUCAUUUGAGGACGGCAUACCAUUCGAAGUAGCAAACAUUAAACACAACAAAUAUCCGCAAUGGGAACGGCACCGGCAAUUAUGUCGAAUGACGAUGGACGAAUACAUGACCAGGUUUCAUUUAGCCGAAAAUCCCCAACAAUGGGCGACAUUCAGCUACAAGAGCCUAAAUGUCCUGCCAAAGCAAUGCUGGAAUGGAGUAGACUUUGAACGAUUCGGAUUCCCCGAUACGGAAUACAUUAACUUUUGGUUCGGAUCGAGAGGAGCACACACUCCAGCUCAUUUUGAUUCGUAUGGAUGCAAUAUUGUCGUUCAGGUGUAUGGCAGUAAGUCAUGGCUGCUGUUUCCGCCUAAUGAACGUUUAUCUCCAACUCGGGUACCUUAUGAAGAGUCAAGUGUCUACUGUAGCGAAAAUUUUUACAGUCCGAAUGACCUGGACCAAUUUCAAAACAUUGCGCAACCACAUCACUUAAUAUUAAAAGCCGGCGAUGCGUUGAUAGUUCCUCGUCAUUGGUGGCAUUAUGCCGAAAAUUUGGAAACAUCUUUGUCCAUCAAUACAUGGAUUCCUCUGGACAUUGAUGUGCAGUCACAAAUUGACGAAUGUAUCGUACAGACGCAAAUAUGUGGCAUCACAAAUAGUUUAAAUGACAAUCUGCGAUCAGCUGUCUUCAAUCCCAAUGAGAUUGAAACACUGACCGAAUUUGAUAUCACCUCUCACAUGAAACUGUUGAAGAGUCUGUUGUCAUACUCAACCGACUCGAUAAACAAGCGACUCAAAGUCAACAACUUUCCCUAUAAAUAUUUAUCGCCCGACGAACUAGCCAAAAUACUCGACAAAUGUGACGAUGUCAUCCAAUCGAACGAAUGCAUAACGAAGGACGUGUUCAUCGAUAUACUGAAAACAAAUGCAAAGCGUUUCGACCCAACGGUGGAAGAUGGAAUUGAAGCCGCUGCUGAAUACAGAUCGAUUCAUUCGUUUAUCAAUUCAAUUUGUCGACCGAAUGUUAUUGAGAUUGCCAAAGCUAAUUUAAUAAAUGAAAUUAGGUCAUAAGAGACGACAAA
Messenger RNA from Bradysia coprophila, 1295 nucleotides. RefSeq names its product HSPB1 associated protein 1 (gene HSPBAP1). Lineage: Eukaryota; Metazoa; Arthropoda; Insecta; Diptera; Sciaridae. The record is from RefSeq and is a predicted model, not a curated record.